CACGCCCGUCUCCGGCUGAAGAAGCACGGCGCUUUCCUCUGCCCUGAUCUGCCUGGGUCCACCUCUUCCUUCUUCCCGCCCCUUUGCUAUCCUCACAGCCGAGGCGCUUGUCGGCUUCUCCGGCUUUUCCCUCACCAGCAUGCAGGUUUUCCAGUACCCCGAGGUGUUCCGCGACGAGACCUCCGUAGAUGACUAUCACGGCUGCAAGAUAUGUGACCCUUAUAAUUGGCUUGAAGAUCCUGACAGUGAACAAACAAAAGCAUUUGUAGAAGCCCAAAAUAAAAUAACUGUGCCCUUCCUUGAACAAUGCAGUGUCCGGGGGCUAUUUAAAGAGCGAAUGACUGAACUAUAUGACUAUCCCAAGUAUAGUUGCCAUUUCAAGAAAGGGAAAAGGUAUUUUCACUUUUAUAAUUCUGGACUUCAAAACCAACGAGUGUUAUAUGUGCAAGAUUCUUUGGAUACUGAUGGCAGAGUAUUUCUUGAUCCUAAUAAGCUUUCAGAUGAUGGCACUGUGGCUUUACGAGGUUUUGCAUUCAGUGAAGAUGGGGAAUAUUUUGCAUAUGGCUUGAGUUCCAGUGGAUCAGACUGGGUAACGAUUAAAUUUAUGAAGGUGGACAGUGCUGAAGAACUUCCAGAUACAUUGGAAAUGGUAAAAUUCAGUUGUAUGGCUUGGACACAUGAUGGCAGAGGCAUGUUCUACAAUUCUUACCCCAAAAGCGACGGCAAAAGUGAUGGCACUGAAACAUCAACCAAUUUGCACCAGAAACUAUACUAUCAUGUCCUGGGAACCGACCAGUCAAAAGAUGUUUUAUGUGCCGAAUUUCCUCAUGAGCCAAAAUGGAUGGGUGGAGUGGAGGUAUCUGAUGAUGGGCAGUAUGCUUUGCUUUCUAUACGGGAGGGAUGUGAUCCAGUGAACAGAUUGUGGUACUGUAAACUACAGAAGGAAUCAAGUAAUAUAACAGGUCUUUUGCAAUGGGUGAAACUGAUAGACAACUUUGAUGCAGAAUAUGAAUAUGUCACCAAUGAGGGAACAAUUUUCUCCUUCAAGACAAAUCGACAUGCUCCAAACUAUCAAUUAAUCAACAUUGAUUUUACUGAACCUGAGGAAUCAAAAUGGAAAGUGCUGAUUCCUGAGCAUGGAAAAGAUGUUCUAGAAUGGGUGGCAUGUGUUAGAUCCAACUUCCUAGUCUUGUGUUACCUGCAUGAUGUGAAGAAUGUCCUGCAGCUUCAUGACCUGGCAACUGGUGCCCAUAUCAAGACCCUUCCAUUAGAUGUUGGCAGCAUUGUUGGAUAUAGUGGACAAAAAAAGGAUAGUGAAAUAUUUUAUCAAUUUACUUCCUUCUUAUCACCAGGUAUUAUUUACCAUUGUGAUCUGACCAAAGAAGAAUUAGAGCCAAGAGUUUUCCGAGAAAUUAGCGUAAAAGGAUUUGAUCCUUCAGCUUAUCAAACUGUGCAGGUCUUUUACCCAAGCAAAGAUGGCACCAAGAUACCAAUGUUUAUUAUCUACAAAAAAGGAAUCAAAUUGGAUGGGUCCCAUCCUGCCUUCCUUUAUGGUUAUGGUGGCUUCAACAUAUCUAUCACACCAACCUAUUGUGUAUCAAGGCUUAUUUUUAUAAGGCACCUAGGUGGUAUUCUAGCUGUGGCUAAUAUCAGGGGAGGUGGCGAAUAUGGCGAGACCUGGCACAAAGGUGGAAUCUUGGCCAAUAAACAAAACUGCUUUGAUGAUUUCCAGUCUGCAGCUGAGUAUCUUGCCCAAGAGGGAUAUACAUCUCCAAAAAAGCUGACUAUUAAUGGAGGUUCAAAUGGAGGCCUCUUAGUUGCUGCCUGUGCCAACCAGCGGCCAGAUCUAUUUGCCUGUGUGAUUGCUCAGGUUGGAGUGAUGGAUAUGCUAAAGUUCCACAAAUUCACUAUUGGUCAUGCGUGGACUACAGAUUUUGGCUGCUCAGAUUAUAAAGAACAAUUUGAUUGGCUGCUCAAAUAUUCUCCUCUUCACAAUAUCAAGAUACCAGAAGGUGAUGGAGUUCAAUAUCCUGCAAUCUUACUUCUUACAGCUGAUCACGAUGACCGAGUGGUGCCUCUUCAUUCCUUGAAGUUCAUUGCUUCUCUGCAACAUAUUGUAGGUCGAAGCCCCAAACAAAUCAAUCCAUUACUAAUUCAUGUUGACACCAAAGCUGGUCAUGGUGCAGGCAAGCCAACAGCCAAGGUUAUAGAGGAAGCAUCUGACAUGUAUGCCUUUAUAGCAAGAUGCCUAAAUCUUGAGUGGAUAGAAUAGAUUAUUACUGUUUCAGUUAGAACUCAAGGGCUUUAACAACAUUUUAAAACAAACACUGCACUCAGUGUAGUACUUACAUUUAAGGACUGCCGCUCUCGGCUUCCCGUGAACUUGAUAUCCAUUUUACUUCUGUUUGGUGUUUACUUUGCCUCCUCAUUUUAGUUUCAGUCGUACAUUUUAAAUAGCAUGUUCCGAUAAAUAGACAGAUUGCAGAUAAUGCUGUUACGUGGGUUCUUAAAGAGUCAAAAUGUUGGUGAUGAAUAUUCAUACACAAUGGUUUUAAUGUAUUUUCCCCUUGUCAAGAUAUCUGGCUCACUUGUAAUUAAAUGUAAGUAUUGUUCCAGUAUACACUGUCAAGUUGUAUUUUCUUUGCAAACCAGGUAAUCCCAAACAUUGAGAUUACUGCCAGUGUUCCUCCAUUAAAACAGUUGUACUACAAAGACUGAA
This is a messenger RNA of Thamnophis elegans (Western terrestrial garter snake), 2719 nucleotides long. It is a transcript of the gene PREP, whose product is annotated as prolyl endopeptidase. Gene Ontology annotation, cellular component: cytosol. Gene Ontology annotation, molecular function: serine-type endopeptidase activity; oligopeptidase activity. The coding region runs from base 140 to 2272 and encodes 710 amino acids. Lineage: Eukaryota; Metazoa; Chordata; Lepidosauria; Squamata; Natricidae. The transcript has 15 exons. Gene Ontology annotation, biological process: proteolysis. The record is from RefSeq and is a predicted model, not a curated record.